ACCUCCAAAGAGGACAGCAAGAAUUGACACCGGCCAAGCCAUGGAUGUGUGUCAAGACCCGUAUCAAGUAAUGGACGUGUGAACUCCUUCACUGCCACAAUCAUCUACAGAGUAACGCCCUCCAUGGGUUAAAGGAUUAUACCAGGUUGGACUACCGAAGCUGUCUGCAAGUAAACUGUGCCCACAUCACCAGCGCUAAAUGGCAGAACCACCGGAUGAGGGAGCCCAAAGACAAAAUGAGACACAAACGCUACGGACACAAACUAACCCUGGUCCAAGCACAGCACAAGACAUUCAGACAACUCCGACCCAACAAGUACCAGCUGGUAACGAACAACCUUUCCAGCAGGAACCAACGCAACAACCACCACCACAUCUACAGCCAAGACCGGGUGAGACACAAACUAACCCUGGUCCAAGCACAGCACCAACCAGUCAGGAAGCUCCGACCCAACAACUACCGGCUGAUGGAGUGAGGGAUGCUCAACAAACAACUCAGUCCGGCAGCAUACAUCCUUUCCAGCAGGAACCAACGCAACAACCACCACCGCAUCUACAGCCAAGACCGGGUGAGACACAAACUAACCCUGGUCCAAGCACAGCACCAACCAGUCAGGAAGCUCCGACCCAACAACUACCGGCUGAUGGAGUGAGGGAUGCUCAACAAACAACUCAGUCUGGCAGCAUACAGCCUUCCCAGCAGGAACCAACGCAACAACCACCGUCUCAACUACAGCCAAGACCGGAAAGAAAAUUGGAUGUUGAGCCUCCCCACGCUUCAGAUAAUGUCAUGAGAGCCCUGGAAGCAGAUGCCAAGGAGCGCGCAACGAAGCGUAAAGCAGAGGCGACGGUUCUGAAAGAUCAAGGGAACCAAGCGUUCAACAAGGGUGAUUACACACGAGCCGUUAAACUCUACACGCAGGGCCUGGAACAUCUAAAAGACUUUGUGGUGCUGUACACCAACAGGGCACAGGCUUACAACAAAUUGGAAAAGUUUACAGAGGCACUGGAGGACUGCCGGACUGCCUUGCAGUUGGAACCAAACAACGUCAAGGCAUUGCUGCACCUUGGCAAGGCCCAGCAGGGACUGAAGGAUUAUGAGGCGGCUGUUAGGACUUACAAAGAAAUCCUCAAGAUUGACGAGAAGUACGAGAAAAUGGUCGCAGGCUACAUUGCAGCGGUGAAUCUAGCCGAGCCCACAGCCAAGUCGGAUAUGGAGGCUAAGAGGCUGUUUAGUGAGGGUGACGUCAAAGCAACGGGCGUUCAUGAGAUCAGACUCAGUGAGGUAACAGACAGUCAGGAAGCUCUGACCCAACAACUACCAGAUGAUCAACAAACGACUCAGUCUGGCAGUGGACAGCCUUCCCAGCAGGAACCAACGCAACAACCUCCACCGCAACUACAGCCAAGACCAAAUAACCCACAAAUAAGUGGAGCCAGCAUAGGAAGCAUUGGUACAAUCAGGGGUAGCCAGAUCCCUGUCAUUGUUGGUUCAAGUGCAGUUCAUAUCACUUACAACAAGCCGUCGGAGGAACGCGAAAAUGCCGCUUUUCCGUUUAAGUCUGACGCAGAGACGUUGGCUACCAAACUUGGCAGAGGCAGACCAACUGAGGUAAACUGCCAGAGUAACGACCUGAAAACACUGAGCGACUACUUACAGAAUGUCACUCCGCCACUUGAAGGUACAUAUUUUAACAUGAAUGUAGAAAAGCAGGAGCUUACCCUUCUCAGGGGAAUUCUCCUGAGUGACAGCAUGAAGUCAGCUAGGCUGAUACAUGUUAACUACCACUUGUCUGAGCGGGAGGAGGAGGAGCUUAGCCUCCUUGAGGAAACACUUUGUUUGAUAGAUGAACCGCGCUGUGGUCUAGCAUUCUUUACGCUUUUCAUUAAUGAAAACUCAUGGUUUGACACGGGGCGUAUAUCGCACAGCAUUUUCCGCAUUCAUGAACAAAUAGACUGGCUUGGUUUGGCUAUGUACAGACGAUCACUGGAUGAGGUUGUUGAUCUGUUGAAGGCACUGGAAGGAUGCAGGUUGAGUAGCCUCGCAUUGUGUGACAUCAACCUGCAUUCACGGGUGCGACAUGUUAGCCACAUCCCGUCAUACCUUCCAAUGUUGGAGCUCAUUGCAUGCAGGUUGGUAGAUGAUGACAUGAAGGACCUGAUCAGCAUCCUUCCGGAUGGGCAUUAUUUUUUUUCGCUUGCCCUUGAUUACAAUUCAUUCAGUUUGGAUGCAGUGAGGGCUCUCACCCAUCAUCUCCAAGGUCUCCCUGAGUUGGGUGUGUUGAGCCUGUGUUACAUCGACUGCGAUCCUAGGCUCGUCAAACAAGUUGUCGGGCGAAACCUCCCUUAUCUGAAGGAAAAAAGAGAUGGAUAUUUCAAAGCCUAUUAAUCUCCCACCAAGUCAUAACUCUCACCCUGUUCCCUAUGAAUGCACCACACUCACAAGCCGCAUUCAUCGAAUCAAGUAGCAUGCAUCAUGGGUCAUGUUAUGUGAAGUCAAUGCUCUGUGAACCCCCCCCCCCCCCACA
Messenger RNA from Patiria miniata (bat star), 2528 nucleotides. RefSeq lists its product as uncharacterized. Gene Ontology annotation, molecular function: protein binding. NCBI's taxonomy places the organism in Eukaryota, Metazoa, Echinodermata, Asteroidea, Valvatida, Asterinidae. The transcript is spliced from 10 exons. The coding region runs from base 200 to 2389 and encodes 729 amino acids. The record is from RefSeq and is a predicted model, not a curated record.